AUGCACAAUGUCCACGUCCAACGAAAGCCCGUCACCGCGGCCUCGAGCCAUGGCCAGCCAAACCACUCUCGGGGUUUUGGCCUUGAGGUGGUCUUAAAGAAUACUCCCUGUAACUACCCAGGCCGUCGGAAAAGAGAGAAGUUGAAGAACCGCAUAAAGGCGAUUGUGCCAGUGGCAAAAUCCAUCGUUGACCCGCCUUCCGCUGUUCUGCCUGAGAAAAAGCAAGACGUGCGCCAGCUAUCGUUUCCUUCUGCCAGCUCCAGCUUCAUCGCCGAGAGUUUUCUAGAUCCCGAGGUCUUUUCCAAGGCGCAGCUGAAAGUGGUAAACGCGGAUGUGGUGGUAACAGAUGACAUAGCCGAGCUGGUCGGCAGCGUGUUGGAUAUUCAGGCUACCUCUGCCAAGUUCUUUAAAUCGGUUCACAUGUGGAUGCCGAUUAUAUCGAAACCUCACUUUUGUGCGAACCUGCUCAAUCGGUUGACCUAUAAGAGAGCUGAGCUGUUCCUGCUCGUGCUGUCUAUGAAGCUAAGCUACACACGGGUCAAAACUUGGAACACGCCAUUGUACGAGACGGUGAAACUAUUUCAGUUUAAGAUUGAGGCUUCAGGGGUGUUGUCAACCCUAGUUCUCCAGGCUUCUAUUCUCAUCGCACUCUACGAGCUGGGACAUGGCAUAUACCCGGCGGCUUAUCUCUCAGUAGGAUCCUGUGCUCGGUACGCAACGGCCCUGGGUAUCGAAAAGUCUAUUCUUUCAUCAAGCCCUGCGCAGGGUCAGUGGAUCGAAGAAGAAGAACGCCGCCGAAUGUGGUGGGCGAUUUUGGUUCUUGAUAGGUAUCUCAACUUGAGUGAUCCUAAACGGCAUCUGAUUACCAUAGAUGCGGGCUUAGAGAGUUACUUGCCUGUAGAUGAUGAAGUGUGGGAAUCCGGAAUACUCAACCCUGAUCGUAUUUAUACUUUAGCAACAGCCAAUAGCUACCACCUGGGGCUGUUUGCGAGGUUUGCACAAGCCGCGCAUCUUCUCAGCCAGGUUCUACAUCACGUCGCUGAGCAGUCCAACGAGACUGCCCAAUUACGACGCACAAUAUUUGCUGGUAUUCUCGCUCUCGACUACUCGUCGUUUAGCAAGGCCACGUACCUCUCACUUUUGGAGAAGCAAGAGAUUCUGCUCGUGAUGGAGUAG
This is a messenger RNA of Trichoderma aggressivum f. europaeum, 1176 nucleotides long. RefSeq names its product transcriptional regulator family: Fungal Specific TF. The transcript is spliced from 6 exons. Gene Ontology annotation, cellular component: nucleus. Bases 1 to 1176 code for a protein of 391 amino acids. The record is from RefSeq and is a predicted model, not a curated record. Gene Ontology annotation, biological process: DNA-templated transcription. Gene Ontology annotation, molecular function: DNA binding; zinc ion binding. Lineage: Eukaryota; Fungi; Ascomycota; Sordariomycetes; Hypocreales; Hypocreaceae.